UUGGGGCGCCGAGGGCGGAGAUGGGGGUCCAAGAGGGCUGAGAGUGGGGAUCCGGGGAAGCUCAGAUGGGAGUCCGAGGAAGCUAAAAGUGUGGGGUUCUAGAAGACAGAGUCGGGGGAACCAAGGGGUUCAGGGAGGGAAGGUGUGAGAGGGGUCAGGCUCAGGGUCAAAGGUCCAAGGGGGCUGCAGGGAAGGGGCGCUCGGGAAGAGAAGUCUGAGGGGAGUCUAGAGUGGGGAGGAUACAAGGAGACUGAAAAUGGAUGUGUCUGAGGAAGCUUAGAUUGGGGGCACAAGCGUGCUCAGAAUGGGGCGUCUGAAAAGGCUUGAGGCGGGAGGAGGGUCUAUGAGGACCUCGAAUAUUGUUAGAGAGCCGGGCUCGGGAUUGCAGGUCUGAAGUUUUUAGGAUGAGGUCUCAAAUGAAGGUGUUUAAAGGGGGUCUGGGGUGCAGCCCUGGGGGAUACGUGUGGAGCUCUUAAGAAAGGCUCCCAGUGGAGUCUGAGGCUGUUCUCUGUAGAGGCUUGAGACGGCAGACGUGUGUAAUUUGAUGGGUAUUUGGUGGAUGGAGUCUGGGGGGAGUACUGUGGGUGCUCACUGUGUCUGGGCAGGGAGCCUAGGGGUGCACUGAGUGGCUUUUGAGAUGCUGAGGACGUCUAGGUUUUCGAAACCAAGUGAGUUUCACUAGAGGGCUGAGGUGAGGCCCUGGCCCAUGAUGAGACCAGAAAGCUGGAUCACAGCCUGCGGGUGGGAGGCUUGGUGAUUUCAGCAUGUUCUCCCCUCCCCACAGGAAUGACCGGGUACACGGACUUGAUGUCAAUGGAGGAUCAGGACGCCAGGGUUCCAGCUCUGGAACCAUUCAGGGUGGAGCAGGUUGUCAGCACCGGGGGUGCAGAGGGUGAAGGCACCACCUGUAAUCUACUAUGUCCCCGACUUCAUCUCCAAGGAAGAGGAGGAGUAUUUGCUUCGACAGGUCUUCAAUGCCCCAAAACCAAAGUGGACCCAGCUCUCCGGGAGGAAGUUACAGAACUGGGGUGGGCUCCCCCAUCCCCGGGGGAUGGUUCCUGAGCGGCUGCCACCGUGGCUCCAGCGUUACGUGGACAAAGUGUCUGACCUCAGCCUUUUUGGGGGUCUCCCAGCCAACCACGUCCUUGUGAACCAGUAUCUGCCUGGGGAGGGCAUCAUGCCCCACGAGGAUGGGCCACUGUACUACCCGACUGUCAGCACCAUCAGCUUGGGCUCCCACACCAUGCUGGACCUCUACGAGCCUCGGCAGCCAGAGGAUGAUGACCCUACAGAGCAGCCCCGGCCCCCGCCCCGGCCGGCCACCUCGCUGUUGCUUGAACCGCGCAGCCUGCUGGUGCUCCGUGGCGCCGCCUACACGCGCCUGCUCCACGGCAUCGCAGCCGCCAGCGUAGACGCGCUCGACGCCGCCUCCCUGCCGCGAAACGCAGCCGCUUGCCCCUCGGCGCAAGCUGGAGCCCGCUUGGUCCGCGGCACCCGCGUCUCGCUGACCAUCCGCCGCGUACCCCGCGUGCUGCGCGCUGGCCUCCUGCUCAGCAAGUGACGCCAGGACCCAGGACCCGCUCGGAUUCCCGAGCUCUCGCCUGCUCUGGACUGCUGGCUCCCUGUGGGCAGAGGCGGUUCCCCCCGGGUUAUUUUCCCAGUACCUGUGAGGGAACCACAGGAAAAGGCCCCAUUCCAAAUAAACCACCAACAAAACAAUCUUA
Messenger RNA from Orcinus orca (killer whale), 1724 nucleotides. RefSeq names its product alkB homolog 6 (gene ALKBH6). Lineage: Eukaryota; Metazoa; Chordata; Mammalia; Artiodactyla; Delphinidae. The coding region runs from base 1052 to 1561 and encodes 169 amino acids. The transcript is spliced from 6 exons. The record is from RefSeq and is a predicted model, not a curated record.